Staurois parvus is the source of this 276-nucleotide messenger RNA. The record is from the annotation of a GenBank genome assembly. NCBI's taxonomy places the organism in Eukaryota, Metazoa, Chordata, Amphibia, Anura, Ranidae.
UCGGUGCCCAGCAGUGCCACCCGCAAAUUCCGUCCACCUGUGCCCACCAGUGCGCCCACUAGCUCCGCCCAGCAGUGCACCCACCUGUGCCACUCUGCAGUGUCACACACCUGUGCCCAGAAGUGCCACCUACCUGUGCCCAGAAGUGCCACCUACCUGUGCCCACCAGUGCCACCCACCUGUGCCCGCCCACCAGUGCCACCCACCAGUGCCGCCCAGCAGUGCUGCCAUCAGUGCCGCCAGUCAGUGCCGUCUAUCAGUACCCAUCAUCAGUGC